Molecule: messenger RNA, 834 nt
Organism: Candidula unifasciata
Lineage: Eukaryota; Metazoa; Mollusca; Gastropoda; Stylommatophora; Geomitridae
Source: the annotation of a GenBank genome assembly
AUGUCGGCACCUGAGGCACAGAUAAUUGCACCAACAAACACUUCGUCAGUGCAACUUAACAAACCUUACUGGCAGUCUCUUCAAGAGUAUCCAGACAUGAAGCCGCUCUUUUCUGGGCAACCUACUCGAUUUCAGCUGCUAAAGAAGUUCCCGACCGCCAGACGGCACACUCAAACAUCCAAGCAACUGUCAUCUCCCCCAAGAUUACCAGAUGCCACAGCCACGAGCUCCUCUCUGCCAGUGACGAACACACAGAGUCAUAAAACUGUAAAGAUUCCGGCUGUUAGGACUCACGGUCUUACUGUCAGCCCUGACCCCUUUUUUGGCUCUGAUUUCGUGUACAGUUUGAAUGCUCUUAACUCCAGGGAGUUCCUCAUGAGGAAGGCUGCCGUGCUGGUACUAUUCUAUUGCCCUCAUGACAAGGAUAUUAGCGAGAUCAAGAAACAUUAUACAUCGAGUGCAUCUUCCACAAAACGAGAGAAUCACGCCUAUGCGGCCGUGGACUGUACCCUGGAGCCCGAGCUGUGUACCGCGUUUGGUAUCACCUUCACCCCAUUUGUGGCCUACUACUCCCGAGGCAUCAAAAUCGACUCGGGGCUGGUUGAGAGCAAAGAGUUUGUCAAGGACGACCUGCGUUUUUUCAUGGAGCAGGCGCCUAUCUACAACGAUCCCAAACUAAAGGGCUAUGGCAGGUUGGCUCUAGCCAAGAAAACACUGCAAGGCAUUAAAUCACCUGGGAGAAAACCUCCACAGAUAAACGUGUCGCCAAAAAGAAAGUCGUCUGAAUUCUCAGAAUCCUCACAGAGAAAAUCAAGGGGCUUGCCAAAUAUGUAA